AUGGAUUUGAGUAAUUUCAAAGUAAAAUCCAUUUGCGAAUGUGAUGUUCUAGAUCAAUUAGCUAUACCACACCAAGUAUCUGUUUCUAUCUGGAAUCUUGACGAAGAUGACGAAAUAAUUAAUCAAACUUUCUUAAAAAUAAGGGAACAUAUUUUAUCCCAAGCCAUAAAUAUCGAUUUUGUAGUUAGGUGCAUCGAAAAAGCAGCUUUAUAUCGUAGGAAAAAUAUAAUUUCUUUCAGCAAAUUAUUUAAUUUAUUAAAAAAUGAAUUCGAAUUCGAUAUUCAAUUAGAUAACUAUGAAAUAUUCAUCCUUUCCACAACAAAAUCUCCUAAGACUAUUCAAAACAUACUUGACAUUGUUCCAAGAAAUUCCCCUUUUUAUUUUGUCAAGUAUUUAUCUGAUAAUUUGAUAUCAAAUUUGAAUAAGUUGAUCUCAAAGUUUGAUACCUCUCUAAUAGAGUUAGCAGCACAAUAUGGAAAUGAAGAAAUAUUCAGAUUCCUAAAGUUGAAUGAUUGUUCGUAUGAUGAUAAAAUUUGCGAGUUUGCAAUUAUUGGAGCAAAUUUUGAAAUAAUUGAAGCUUUGAGAAACGAAGAUAGGAACUUUGGUGACUACAUUUCAACAGCAAUUUCAUGUAAUAGAAACAAUGUUGCAGAUUGGAUUAUAGAGAACUAUGAUUUUGAAGAAAUACCAAUUGCUUUAUGCUUAAACUAUAUGAAUUUUCAAGCAAUGACAUAUUGUAUCAUGAAUGGCUUUGAUAUAAAUAUAGAAAAAUUUCAUUCAGAAGAGUUCAUUAAUUUUACAUCAAACAGUCUUUUAUUUGAUUUAUGA
This is a messenger RNA of Trichomonas vaginalis G3, 828 nucleotides long. Its product is annotated as spectrin binding. The coding region runs from base 1 to 828 and encodes 275 amino acids. The record is from RefSeq and is a predicted model, not a curated record. NCBI's taxonomy places the organism in Eukaryota, Parabasalia, Trichomonadida, Trichomonadidae. The transcript has a single exon.